CUAUAUACGGUUACAAUCAUGAACAAAUUACAAAAUAAUGAGCCAUGUCAACAGUGUGCUCUUUAGACAGGCGAUGCUUGAUCGAGUCGUGUCGUGAGAGAGGUCAGAUCGCACGAGGGUUGCAUCUGUGUCCAUCUUGCAUAGGCGUUUGUCCAGUAUGAAAUAUUUCCCACCAACGUGACCCGGAUCUUGGCAAGGUUGACCAGCGUCACGCAGAAACUUCAGGUUUUUUUUUAAACAGAGAAAGAUAUCGCAGACGAUAACAAAACAUAUUUUUAGAGGAAGUCUCAUCUACAUUAAAGAAUUUGGCUGAGAGAUGUAAGGCCAUUGAUUUCUCUUAUAAAUAUGAAAUUAAGGGAGAUGUUCAGCUAUAAAGCUUCAUGUAUAUCUGUCAAUUAAUUUAUUUUAGAUAGAGUCAUUAUUUAUAUCCAUCACGACUGCCUCUCCGACACUAAGCUAAUCUGAAGACAAUCUUAAAAAAUGAGUGGGAGAGGCGACUCACGGCUCACGGAUCCUCCCUCACCCUCCUAAUCCCAGACCCACACCUUCCUCUUUCUCUUACUCCUCCUACUGCUCCUUCGAUCCUGUUUCUCUUCUGUUCUUCCUCAUUUUCUUCUUUCGCCUACCACACUCCGUUUCCUCAUUGUUUCCGUUCUUAACAGUGGUGUUGGAUUAAAUAAAUGCAUUAUAUUUAUGGCUAAACUAAAUAUAUGUGCCGUACCUUAUACACGACGAAGCUGUGAAAAGCCAUGUACUCGGACGAAAAUAAAUAUUAUUUCUUUUUAUAUUUUCAAACUGCAGCGGUCGUCACAGCGAGGACAGAAAAGUGGUAGUUCCUGGUAUCUUUUGGGUACUGGGAAGACCCAAGGAGGAGUUGGAGCCAGGAAGACCCAGGGAGUCCAUCUCCCUCUUAUAAAGGGAUCCCACAUCUCUCUCUCUCCUUAGUCUUGUUGUGUCGCACAACAUAACAGGUUGCAGCCAGACGCUCUCCCUCACGCAACAUGAGACUGUCAAUAAUGCUGCUGGGCCUAGCAGCCCUUGUAGGUGCCACAUAUGGCACUCUCUUCUCUGACACUCCUUUGGCACCUGGGUUCGCAGAAGAUGAUGCUAGUGCACAGCAGGCAGCAGCCUCCCGGGUCAAGAGAGAUGACGAUGACGAGGAGGAUGAUGGGGAGGACGAGGAGGAUGAAGAUGACGAGGAUGACGAUGAUGAUGAUGAGGACAAAAAGGAUAAAAAGAAGAAGAAGGAAAAGGAUGAGGAAGAAGAAGAGAAGAAGAAGAAGAAGCCGAAAGAUGAUUAAAAUAACGAAGGCUAUCAUUGAUGAAGACGAAUUUGAUGACGAUUUUUUUUUAGUUUGUCCAUUAUAUUCUUCAGAUGCUCUCUCUACUUCUUAUCCAUAAAAAGUUAUAUAUUUUUUUAUUUUUUUUUAUAAAUUAUUGGCUAUUUUAUUCGUGCUUUUAUAAGCCAUCUGCUUUUCGUGACUUGAUGUUAUU
Molecule: messenger RNA, 1494 nt
Organism: Cherax quadricarinatus
Lineage: Eukaryota; Metazoa; Arthropoda; Malacostraca; Decapoda; Parastacidae
Product: KS1 protein-like
Source: RefSeq, a predicted model, not a curated record